Molecule: messenger RNA, 2284 nt
Organism: Phialemonium atrogriseum
Lineage: Eukaryota; Fungi; Ascomycota; Sordariomycetes; Cephalothecales; Cephalothecaceae
Product: FAD binding domain-containing protein
Exons: 1
Coding region: 225-2003 (592 amino acids)
Source: RefSeq, a predicted model, not a curated record
GAUUUGAGGAAGAUAUGUUCUGUCUGCUUCCGAACAUAUCGUUCCACCGAGACGCAGACAUCACCUGAUGCUGCAAUAUCGAAUGUUGUUGGCGUGAGUAGCACGGCAAUUAUCACGCCCCUUAGCUAGCGGCAUAUUCCCUUUUCUAGGGCUCAAUUUGACCUCGGGACAUUUGGCUUUCCGUCUCUUCGUUCAUACUGCCGUAAAACAUAGACUGCAAUGUCAUGACCAGCCGCCGCCGGAUCUUUCUCUUUCUCCUAGUCACGGCGCUCGUCCCCAUCACAGCAGUGCUAUAUCACCGUCUCACAAGCACACCCGCUUCCACAUCACCACCACCACAGGCACCACUACCCCCCGCAACCGCCCCGGCCAUGCCCCCGACCCCGCACGCCCUGUCGGGCGCCGCGGCCCAGCAGAGCCCCGUCAUCGUCGUGGGCGCCGGCCUCGCCGGCCUGUGCGCCUCGCACGCCGCCCUACGCGCCGGCGCCCCCGCGGUCCGCCUGCUCGAGCGGGCCGCCCGGCCAGGCGGCAACAGCAUCAAGGCGUCGUCGGGCAUCAACGGGGCGCCGACGCGGUGGCAGGCAAAACAACAGCAGCAACAACGACAACAGGGACAGAAGAAGAAAGGGGUCGGUGAGGGGGAAGGGGAGAAGGACACGUACUUCUUCGCCGACACGAUCCGGUCCGCCGGCUCGCGCCUGUCCGCCGCGCCGGCGGCCGCGCGCGCCGACCGCGAGGCCCUCAUCGCGCGCCUAACGGGCUCGUCGGCCGCGGCGGUCGAGUUUCUCGCCGACGACGUGGGCGUCGACCUGAGCGUCGUGGCGAGGCUGGGCGGCCACAGCUUCGCGCGCACGCACCGCGGCGCCGGGAAGACGCCCCCCGGCGCCGCCAUCGUGCUCGCCAUGCUGGAGAGGCUGAGGGACGACCCGCGCUUCGAGCUGAUGACCGGGUGCGAGGUCACGAGGCUGCUGCUGCUGCGCCCGCCGCCGCCGGAGGAGGUGGGCAGCAUCGCUGGGCAGACGGCCGUCACGGGGGUCGAGUUCACUGUGAACACCACUGCCCCUCCCCAACUGGGUGCCGACGGCGAUGGUGGUAGCGAGUCCGGACCCCGUACCCUCUCGGGCCCAGUCGUCUUCGCCACGGGCGGCUUCGCGGGCGACACGCACGGCCUCCUGGCUGCCCACCGGCCCGACCUGACCGGCCUACCGUCGACCAACGACGCGCGACCCGGCGCGCACGGCCUCCUGGCCUCGGCCGGCGCGCGCCUCGUCGACAUGGACGCCGUGCAGAUCCACCCCACGGGGUUCGUGGACCCGGCGGCCCCCGGUGCGCCCGUUAAGUUCCUCGCCGCAGAGAUGCUGCGCGGCGUGGGCGGCGUGCUGCUCCGCGGGGGUAGGCGGUUCGUCGACGAGAUGCAGACGAGGGAGGUCGUCAGCCGGGCCGUUAUGGAGGGCCCGUUGGCGAUGGGCGAUGGGAAUGCGGGGACGGCUGCGCUGAGGCAGUGGGAUGUCCGGCUGGUGCUUGACUCCGGCGCGUGCGAGGCUGCGGGAGCGCAUGUUGGGUUCUAUCUUUUCAAGGGGCUGAUGGAGAAGAAGCGGGUGGGGGAUCUGGAUGAGACGACUAGGGAGACGUUGAGGGGGUACGCAAAGGUCGUGAGAGGUGAGAUGGACGAUGAGUUUGGCCGGACGACUUUUGGCCAUUGGACGUUGGGGACAAACGGCGAGGAAGAGGAUGUAGACUCCCAAGAAGUCUGCAUCGGCAGAGUAACCCCGAUCACACAUUUCACGAUGGGAGGAGCCGCCAUCAACGAGAAGGCCCAGGUUCUGGCUUCGGACUUUGGGCAGAGCUCUGGGCAGAAGCCGAUUCCCGGUCUAUGGGCGGCAGGGGAGAUCACUGGCGGUAUCCAUGGCGACAACAGGCUGGGGGGUUCAUCCCUGCUCGAGUGCGUGGUAUAUGGUCUGAUAGCUGGCGAGGAGGCGGCGAAGUCAUUGUCUAAGAAAUGACUCAAGGGACAUAUCGCCGUGGCAUUCCGGUGACUGGUAGAAGUUUGUCUGUUUGUAGAUUUUGGAAGCAUUAAAUAUAGCUAAACCACCCAAAAAGAAGGGCAACCCAGGACUCUGGCAUGCUUGAGAACGGGGAUUUCCAACAUCUGUAUCCAACCAGGCUGUAUGGUUAACUCCCAUUGACAGGAUUCCCAGUCUCCGAUCGACGGAUUUACAAUGCUUCUCGUCCUGCUAUGCCAAACGACAGCACAAAGAACCGCCCUUGGUUAGACUCCGUUUUA